CCGAAAAAAAAAACAAACCAAUAUUCCAUUCUGUGAAUCAGAAGAAUCAGAACCUCGACGGAGCCAUGAGAACACCAGUCCCUUCAGCCUCGGCCUCGGCAUCUUCAUCCUCGGCCUCGUCUUCACCACCGAGAUCAGGCCCGACUCCUACUGCUACCAUGAAGGAGUGCCCGCCGAGCGAGGAGGCUCGAGACAGCAGCUGCUACUACCCAGGUUGCAGAAAGGAUGCGAAUUGCAGCUGCGAGAUGUGCCUUGCAAGUAUUAGUGCGACCCUCGAUCUCAUGCCCUCCAGCUCGCUCACCAAGCUCUCUGCUUGCCGCCCCAGAGGUCAUAAGAACACUCCGGUGUCGUUUGACCCUUCAAUCCUCUCCACCCCUACAUCGUUCACUCGUACGAAUCCUCAGAAAUUGGAGUCUCCUGCACUGAGGUCAACAGAAAAAGUGCCCUUGUGUGAGAUGAAGGAGAAGAAGGUGAAGAGGGAUUGGCGAUUCGAGGGUAAGGUCUUGAGGUGGAUCUUUGGGUUAAUUCUGAUUCUGGCCGUGGAUUUUGGUAUCUCGAGAUGGGUUUCAGUCACUUUCAGGCCCAAGCUGUCCGCUGAUCUAGUGAGGUAUAUUGGCGAGAAAUCUCGAGUUGAGGAUGGUCUAGAGGUGAAGCUAAGGCUGGUGCAGAGGGCAUUGCAAGCUUUUGUGGAAGACAAUGUUUCAAACUGCAGUGAUGCGAACUCCAAUUGGCAAAUUAGUCAGGAUGGCCUGCUCGUGAAUUCUUGGUGUACUUUGUAUAAAUCCCAUCUAGAGGAAGUGACCAUAUGGGGGUGGCCUUUACAGACUGCUGGUCUGCUCACUUCAGGAUUCUCUUCCCGGUGGUUCACUGUUGUCACAGGAAGAGUUACAGAGUGGUCAGGAGGAAACACAGGGUACAAAGUUCGAAAAGCAAACAGUUUGUGGGUGCUGAGAAAAUGGGGUGCUUCCAUCGUGCAGUUGGAUCGAAAUACUGUCAUUCUUGAGUAUAGGAGGAGCUCGAUCUUGGAUAAUCAUGGAAUUUUUUCAGCUCUAUCGAAACUCUUGAAGUAUCAUAUCUCAGGAUUAGCAAAGAGAAUCAAAAAGAAGUUUUGGUAUCUUGCUGCUUCAGGUGUCUCGGGAAACAAACUCAGGAAGCUCAGAAAGGAUGGCACCGAUGUUCCAACCUAAAGGCUUCAUCUUCUCGAAGAUAAUGUGGAAGUUCUCAUUUCUUGUGAGAAGUUUGUCUAGCCAUUCUCUUCUGGUAGUCUGUCAGUUGGACAACAGUAUAAUCAAGAAAUGUGAUUUGCCCCCUUUUUUGCAUAGCAAAUGGAAGCUGUGAAUGAGUAUGUUAUGUUAAUUUUCGAGCAAGUUGCAGUAAUAAUGUAAAGACA
Punica granatum (pomegranate) is the source of this 1390-nucleotide messenger RNA. NCBI's taxonomy places the organism in Eukaryota, Viridiplantae, Streptophyta, Magnoliopsida, Myrtales, Lythraceae. The record is from RefSeq and is a predicted model, not a curated record.